Molecule: messenger RNA, 956 nt
Organism: Beta vulgaris subsp. vulgaris (sugar beet)
Lineage: Eukaryota; Viridiplantae; Streptophyta; Magnoliopsida; Caryophyllales; Amaranthaceae
Product: rRNA-processing protein FYV7
Exons: 3
Coding region: 143-688 (181 amino acids)
Cellular component (GO): nucleus
Source: RefSeq, a predicted model, not a curated record
UCCUUACUAGUGGAUAAUAGAAAACCGCCCCUUCAGGCUUCAGCAGCAUAAUCUAGUCUGCCAUAUUAGGGUUUAUUGUCUUACAAUCAAAUUGGGCAUUUUCUCGUCCUGUACCUCUGUCAAUUUUUGUUGGAAUCUAGCGAUGAAAAGCAGGAAUUGGAGAGACGAUGGAUCGCAUAACCGAGAAGGAAGAGUUCCUGAAGUCAGCAACAACAAGAAGAAGAAAAUGAAGAACAUGCAGAGAUUGGGCGGCGCAGGUCUUUCUCUUGAAGCUUUUGCCAAUGCUAAAUCCAGGAACAACGCCUACAAUCCUGCUUUAUUAAAGAAGAAGAGGGAGUUUUACAAGAAUGCUAAACACGUAAACAAGUACAAAAAAUUGUUGAAACAACAAAGUCAGCCAAAUGAUCAAGAUUCAGUUGAACCUGCUGAGAUAAGCAAGGAAAACAAGAAAAACAGAAAGGGAUCAUACAGUUUGCAAGACUUGUAUGUGAAGAAACAUGAAGAACAAGAGAAAGCAAGGAUGGAAAGAGAAGCCAAUUACAAAGCAAAGAAGGAAGAAAAAGAAAGAGCUGAAUCUCGCAGAAAGGAUUUACGUGAAAAGAUGUUCAAAAGGACACGUAGAGGUCAGCCUGUCAUGAAAUACAGAAUUGAGCACCUACUGGAGACCAUACAGGGUUUAGCAUCAUAGUAUUCUGCUUUCUGAUCGGCUGAUAUGAUUUUAUUUUUAAUUCUUCUCUGUAACAUCAUCACAAGAGAUGGAGCUGAGUUGAUCUUAGAUUCUCUUUUUCAGUUCGAUAACGAGUCCCUGAUCAUGUAAAAGUGUGCUCCUGGUACAUAGCAAAUUACAGAUUUGGAACAAGUUAAUUUGUAAUAACCUUGCUAAAUACUCUCUCCGCUUUUUUUUAUAUUUGCUAUAUUGUUGCUUUCGGAAUGAAGUCACUAGCUUUGACAGAUUA